Messenger RNA from Tripterygium wilfordii, 2404 nucleotides. Its product is annotated as inorganic pyrophosphatase TTM1-like. The coding region runs from base 271 to 2238 and encodes 655 amino acids. Gene Ontology annotation, cellular component: cytoplasm. NCBI's taxonomy places the organism in Eukaryota, Viridiplantae, Streptophyta, Magnoliopsida, Celastrales, Celastraceae. The transcript has 12 exons. Gene Ontology annotation, molecular function: kinase activity; ATP binding. The record is from RefSeq and is a predicted model, not a curated record.
UUGUUUUCUCGAAUCGUAUUGAUCCGUUCUUAGUCUGCCAACCUUCGCCAAAUCAGUACCCUUGUUCCGCUGUUCGUAUAUGUAAACCAAUAUCCUCCAUCUACGUGUACUCUCUACUUCGCUUCUCUUCUUUGUAAAAAUCACAAAAAUUUUGUACUGUCUCUCUUGAACUGCAGAAAUUCUCUGCAGCGGAAAAGAAAUAGGGAGGAAACAGAACAUCAAGAAAUAAGGGCUUGCUUCGGCAGAUAGAGCAACUGUACUUCAAUUUAAAUGGCUCAGGACAAUACUACUGGUAUUGUUUCACCUCGGAGACGUUCUGGACUCUUGCGAGACCAGGUCCAGCUAGUUAAAAGAAAGGACUCUGAUCGCUAUGAGAUUGUUCCAAUUGAAGAUCAACUGUCAUUUGAGAAAGGUUUCUUCAUAGUGAUUCGUGCAUGCCAGUUGCUGGCUCAAAAGAAUGAUGGUUUAAUAUUAGUUGGUGUAGCGGGUCCAUCUGGAGCUGGAAAGACUGUGUUCACUGAUAAGGUGCUCAACUUUAUGCCCAGCGUUGCGGUCAUAGCAAUGGACAACUACAAUGAUUCUAGUCGUAUUGUUGAUGGCAACUUUGAUGACCCACGGCUGACUGAUUAUGACACGCUGCUUGAAAAUAUACAUGGCUUAAAAUCAGGAGAAACUGUUCAGGUUCCGAUAUAUGAUUUCAAGACCAGCUCUCGGACAGGUUACAGAACCAUCGAAGUUCCCAGCUCUCGCAUUGUGAUUAUUGAAGGGAUCUAUGCCCUAAGCGAAAGAUUGCGGCCUUUGCUAGACCUUCGUGUAUCUGUGACUGGUGGAGUUCAUUUUGACCUUGUCAAAAGAGUUCUACGAGACAUUCAACGAGCUGGACAGGAGCCUGAAGAAAUUAUCCAUCAAAUCUCUGAAACGGUGUACCCGAUGUACAAGGCUUUCAUUGAGCCCGAUCUCAAGACAGCACAUAUCAAAAUCAUCAACAAGUUUAAUCCCUUCAGUGGAUUUCAGAACCCAACUUAUAUUUUAAAGUCAUCAAGACCAGUGACGGCAGACCAAAUUAAGGCCGUUAUAUCCAAAGAACAUGGAGAAAGGACAGAGGAAACGUACGACAUAUUUCUUCUUCCACCUGGUGAAGACCCUGAAGCUUGUCAAUCAUAUCUGAGGAUGAGGAACAGGGAUGGCAAAUACAGUCUAAUGUUUGAGGAGUGGGUUACAGAUAGUCCAUUUAUAAUAUCACCAAGGAUAACUUUUGAAGUUAGUGUGCGCCUUCUUGGAGGACUGAUGGCUUUAGGGUAUGCAAUUGCAAGUAUCCUGAAAAGAAGGAGUCAUAUCUUCACUGAUGACCGGGUGUGUGUGAAAACUGAUUGGUUAGAACAACUAAAUCGCCAAUAUGUUCAGGUGCAAGGGAAAGAGCGUUUGGAUGUUAAACAUGUAGCUGAGCAGCUGGGUCUUGAUGGUUCAUAUGUUCCUCGCACUUACAUAGAACAAAUACAGCUCGAGAAGCUUGUCAAUGAUGUUAUGGCAUUGCCAGAUGAUUUGAAGACAAAGCUUAGUAUUGAUGAUGAUAUGGUUUCAAGCCCCAAAGAAGCCCUUUCUCGUGCCUCCGCAGAUAGGAGAAAUAAGUAUCUGAGCCGUAGCAUAUCACUUUUAAAUCGACGAGAGAAGGAUCUUUCAAAGCUCGCAAGACUUGCAGUUAAUAAUCGAAGGUUUGACGGAAGAGCACCUGAAUCUCCUGCCCCACUUGCAAACCAGGGAGCCAUUACUCAACUCUCUGAACAACUUACCACAUUGAGCGAGAGGAUGGAUGAGUUCACAUCACGCAUCGAAGAGAUAACUUCCAAGGUUUCUGCCAGGGAAGUUUCAGCUAGCCAGCAAAACUUAGCUUUGCCGUCUGAAGCCUGUAAUGGAUCAGGACCGACUACUCUUUUCAUGGCUGGCUUGAACAAUGGUUCUAUAAUGCCCCACUCUACUUCCUCUUCGCAACUGGCAAGGGAAGCUCCUGUGAUGGAAGAGAUUCUCAUGAUUAGUCGGGGACAACGGCAAAUCAUGCAUCAACUAGAUACCUUCAGUAAUCUGUUGCAUGAAUAUGUGGGAGAAAGGACUCGCCAAGACAGAACAAAUGAGACAGAAAGAGCCGUUUCCAUCAGCAUCCCACUGCCAAUUGUUGUUCUCACUGUUGCAAUUGGUGGUUUAGGAAUUCUAUUGUUUCGGGGUUUCAUGUCCCCAAAAUGAUCAUCAAUCACCCUGAUCGGCACCUUGGCUUCCAUACAUAUAGUUCAUAGUAAAAUCCUUCAUCAUAGUUAUUCAUAAAAAGAAAUCCUUGUUCUUAAUUGUUGUUAAAAAGCGGAGGUAAGAGUAUCAUAAAUCAGAAUUAAUGAGUUUUGAGAAUUGGAGGUCA